CUGGAAAGAGCGCAACACAGUGCCACGGAUACUAAGACAAGGAUGGAAAUGAGAAGGUGCCCCUAAUAAGAAGACUGUGACACGUUUACAUUCAGGAUUAUGCAUGGUUCCCUUAGGCAAUAAUAUUACCCCACAUGCAAUAGAAACAUAGCCUAGUAAGGGGUGAAUAUUUAUUAUAAACGUUCCAUUUAUCGCAUGCUCUCUUCCUCUCGCAACUCUAAAUUUUUCUCACACGUCUGCCGCGCGCGUAAUUGCUCACAAUCUCUCCCUCCCUCCUUCCCUUCUGCCACUCAGUCAUUCACUCACUCUCUCCGCACGCACACACGCGCUCUCUCACUUUUCGUGGGAGAAAGUAGGAAGGGGGAGAGAGAACGAGAGAGAAAGGAGAGGGAGUGAAUUCAGGUCUCUCUCUGCUCUCUCCGCUGUGGGCACUCAUAUCCACUCCGCUGACUCAAUGGGGCUUUAGCACUUGGAAUAUAACAUCAAAUAUUUAUUGAUCGUACCCCUUUUACUUUUUAAAUGUUGUACAUAGCAUAAGUAGAUAUAGGUAACUUAUUAAAUAAGCGUUAAGAAGAAGUAAAAUACGUAUUUUCUUUGCCUCACAGAAGGUCCAGUCGAAAUUCUCUUCCACUGACUUUCUGUGAGAGAGGAUAUCUAAUUUUAACAUAUCCGAACUUAUAGUCCAGCCUCAAACAACUACAAAACAAUGGAUAUUCGAGAUUGCCCUUUUCGGAAGAAGCGGAGACCAUGGCGCGUGGACCUUUCCUCUUUUGCCUUGGUAACUCUGGUGGUCGCGCUGUGCCAACUACCCGUGGCUCGAGCAGAUCCAGUGGAUGUGUUACGGAUGCUGCAGCUGCCCUCUCUCCCCGAGGGGGUGCGGAAGGUUCCAGGCUUCUGCACCUCCCGCCGUGCCGGCACCGCUGACCACGCCUACCGCAUCUCCAAGAAGGCCCAGAUCUCUGCCCCCACCAAUCAACUCUUCUCAGGUCGUUUCCCGGAGAACUUCUCCAUCAUGGCUCUGGUCAAGGCCCAUGCGGGCCUCCAGGCCUUCCUGUUGUCCAUCUACAGUGAGCAGGGUGUCCAGCAGCUGGGUGUGGAGCUGGGACGCUCCCCUGUCUUCCUGUACGAGGACCAGACCGGCAAGCCAGCGCCCGAGGACUACCCCCUCUUCAGCGGCGUCAACCUGGCCGACGGCAAGUGGCACCGCAUCGCUAUCUCCGUGUCGAAGAAGAACGUCACUCUGCUCCUGGAUUGUAAGAAGCGCAUGACCAGGGCCCUGCCCCGCAGCAAAAGCCCCGUGGUGGACACCAAGGGCAUCACCGUGUUCGGAGCACGCCUGCUGGACGAGGAGGUCUUCCAGGGUGAUAUCCAACAGCUGCUGAUCGCAUCCAACCCUCAGGCUGCUUAUGACUUCUGUGAACACUACAGCCCCGACUGUGACUCCCCUCUACCCAAAACCCAGUCCCAGGACCCCAACACACACAAGGAUGCCAAUGGCAAUGCUGACAAACGCAAACCUGUAGUGGUUAAGGCAGAUAAACCUGUAGUAGUUAAGGCUGCAAAACCUGUAGUGGUUAAGGCAGAUAAACCUGUAGUAGUUAAGGCAGAUAAACCUGUAGUAGUUAAGGCAGAUAAACCUGUAGUAGUUAAGGCUGCAAAACCUGUAGUAGUUAAGGCGGCAAAACCUGUAGUAGUUAAAGCGGCAAAACCUGCCCCAUCCAAACCUGCGAAAGCAGAGAUUGCCAAGCUUGAGGCCAAAGCUGCCGCACCUGCCACAGCCAAACUAGCUAAAACCAAACCUGCUGCCGCCAAGCCCACCAAAGCCAAGCCUUCCCCGGCCAAACAAGCCAAAGCCAAACCAACUGCAAUUGAAGUCCUCCUGGCCAAGAUCAAACCCACUGCAGUCACACCAGUGGUCAAGCCCACACCUGCCACAAAAAAUGGCGGUGAAAAAAAAGUCAAUGGCAAACCUGUAGUUGAGAAGAAAGUAAAUGGUAAUUCCAAGGUCAAUGGCAAUGCCAAACCUGUAGUUGAGAAGAAAGUAAAUGGUAAUUUCAAGGUCAAUGGCAAUGCCAAACCUGUAGUUGAGAAGAAAGUAAAUGGUAAUUUCAAGGUCAAUGGCAAUGCCAAACCUGUAGUUGAGAAGAAAGUAAAAGGUGAGGCCAAAGUUAAUGGCAGCGGUAAAACUGCUGAGGAUAAGAAAGUUAAUGGUAAUGGAAAAAGCGGCAGUUACAAAAAAGCUAAUGGCAAUGGUGUAGAAGCAGCAAAACCUGAAACCAAUAAAGCCUGGCCAGAAAAAAAAAUCACUAAAGUUAAAAUACAAAAAACUGUGGUCAGCAAAGUGAAACCAGCAAAACCAGAAACUGGAGUCAAAGUUAAAGUAGUAAAAACUGAGGUCACUAAAGUUAAGGAAGCAAAAACCGAGAUCACUAAAGCCAAACCAACGGAGCCAGUCGUCAUCAAAGUUCCUCCCUUCCUCAAACCUGCACCAAAGAAAGAGCUGCCAGAGAAAACCAAGGUGGUGCUUGAUGUAAAUAACAUCAAAUCGAUGACCAAAAAAAUGCCUCCCUUUGGCAAGACUGCACUCAGUGGCACCGUCGUCCCUGUGCCGGAAAAACCAAAGAAGAAACAGGGCAACGGUUAUCAACAGGAUGUAGAAACUGCAAAUUCUGAGGCUGGCCACACCCCUACAGAGUCGGAUUAUUAUUAUGAGGAGGCGGUCCUACAGCCAGAGAGUGAGGUGAUUGGACAAGAAGCGACCACUGGCCAGGUGGAGGGAACGUUGGUGGCAGAGGAGGUAGAGUUGGCCAAGGCAGAGGGUGAGGCUGAGGCCUUUACUGAGGAGUAUGUGACUGGAGACCUGGGCAUGAAGGAAUACGACUAUUCCUACAAGGACUACAACGAGCCCCUGCCCGAGGGAGAGAGCGACGGCUACAUGGGCCCCGCCCUGUCCGCUGUGACAGACGAGGGAGGCGCCUCAGUGAGUGCCGUAAAAGGAGAGAAGGGAGAGCCUGCUGUCCUUGAGCCUGGUAUGUUGAUUGAGGGACCUCCAGGACCAGAGGGACAGGCAGGUCUCCCCGGACCUAAUGGCCCAUCUGGCCCUCCUGGCUCUGUCGGUGAUCCUGGUGAGAGGGGCCUCCCUGGAAAGGCUGGUAUCGCUGGUGCCGAUGGUGUGCCAGGCCCUCCUGGAACGUCCGUCAUGCUGCCCUUCCGUUUCGGAAGCAGUGGAGGUGACAAGGGUCCCGGGGUCUCAGCGCAGGAGGCCCAGGCUCAGGCCAUUCUGUCUCAGGCCAGGCUGGCUCUGAAGGGACCACCCGGACCAAUGGGUUACACUGGACGUACAGGACCCCUGGGUACCCCUGGAAGUCCUGGGCUGAAGGGUGAAGGUGGGGAUCCUGGACCUCAGGGCCCCAGAGGACCACAGGGUUUGAGCGGACCUCCCGGCAAAUCAGGAAGAAGGGGUCGUGCUGGAGCUGAUGGAGCCAGAGGCAUGCCAGGAGAGGGUGGGCCUAAGGGUGACCGCGGUUUCGAUGGCCUGCCUGGAUUGCCUGGGGACAAAGGACACAGGGGUGAUACCGGAGGAUUGGGACCCCAAGGAGGUCCUGGAGAGGAUGGAGAGAGGGGAGACGACGGAGACAUCGGACCCAGAGGACUUCCAGGUGAACCAGGACCUCGUGGUUUGCUCGGUCCUAAAGGUCCGAACGGAAUCCCCGGACCUCCUGGUGUGCGUGGAAACGACGGGCCCCACGGUCCUAAAGGAAAUCUGGGUCCCCAAGGAGAGCCAGGCCCCCCAGGGCAGCAGGGUACCUCAGGAACACAGGGAAUGCCAGGACCACAGGGAGCCCAUGGGCCCCCAGGAGAGAAGGGCCCAACAGGAAAACCCGGUCUGCCAGGCAUGUCCGGAGCCGACGGCCCCCCUGGUCACCCAGGAAAGGAGGGACCUGUUGGCACCAAAGGAAACCAGGGUCCCAACGGUCCUCAGGGAACUAUUGGCUAUCCUGGCCCUCGUGGCAUUAAGGGAACUCAAGGUAUCCGUGGACUGAAGGGUCACAAAGGAGAGAAGGGAGAAGAUGGCUUCCCUGGAAUCAAAGGAGACUUUGGUGUCAAGGGGGAGAGAGGAGAAGGUGGAGUGCCUGGCCCCAGGGGAGAGGACGGUCCUGAGGGGCCAAAGGGCCGUGUUGGCCCCCCUGGCGAGCUCGGACCCAUCGGCCUGGUCGGAGAGAAGGGUAAACUUGGUGUUCCUGGACUUCCUGGCUAUCCUGGAAGACUUGGACCUAAGGGCUCCCUCGGUUUCCCAGGAUUCCCUGGAACCAACGGCGAGAAAGGAACAAGGGGUCUGAUUGGAAAGUUGGGACCCAGAGGACAAAGAGGACCAACGGGCCCCAGAGGUCAGAGAGGACCGAGAGGAUCUACUGGCAAACCAGGAGCCAAAGGUACAUCAGGAAGUGACGGCCCAUCUGGUCCACCAGGAGAGAGGGGACUGCCCGGACCUCAAGGAGCAAACGGUUUCCCUGGGCCAAAGGGACCUCCCGGACCACCAGGAAAGGAUGGACUGCCCGGACACCCUGGACAGAGAGGAGAAGUUGGAUUCCAAGGAAAGACUGGGCCACCCGGACCUCCAGGUGUUGUUGGACCUCAAGGUCCCUCAGGAGAGACAGGCCCCCUGGGCGAGCGCGGUCACCCCGGGCCUCCAGGACCACCAGGCGAGCAAGGACUCUCCGGACCCUCUGGCAAGGAGGGAACUAAGGGAGACCCUGGUCCCCCAGGCGGCCCCGGCAAAGAUGGACCCCCAGGACUGAGAGGCUUCCCCGGAGAGAGAGGAAUGCCUGGCACCCCGGGAGGCGGCGGACUGAAAGGAAGCGAAGGCCCAGCAGGACCUCCGGGAACAGCUGGAUCCCCAGGUGAGAGAGGGCAGGGAGGCAGUGGAGGCCCCAUCGGACCCCCAGGAAGACCUGGCCCCCAGGGGCCUCCAGGACCAUCAGGAGAGAAGGGCGUGCCUGGUGAGAAAGGUCCGAUCGGCCCGGCUGGUCGUGACGGUGUCCAGGGCCCAGUGGGUCUGCCAGGUGCUGCCGGAUCCAUCGGAGUUCCAGGAGAGGACGGAGACAAGGGUGAGGUUGGAGAGCACGGCCAGAAGGGAGCGAAGGGCGGCAAAGGAGAGCAUGGUCCUCCCGGUCCACCAGGACCAAUGGGUCCACUCGGUCAACCCGGCGCUGCUGGAGCUGAUGGAGAACUAGGAGCCAGAGGUCAGCAGGGGCCAUUUGGGGCCAAGGGAGAUGAAGGAUCAAGAGGAUUCCCAGGGGCCCCAGGUCCCAUUGGACUGCAGGGAUUGCCAGGCCCAUCAGGAGAGAAGGGAGAGACGGGAGAUGUCGGACCAAUGGGUCCACCUGGCCCCCCAGGACCCCGUGGCCCUGCUGGUUCAAGCGGCGCUGACGGUCCUCAAGGUCCCCCUGGUGGUGUGGGUAACCCUGGAAACCUGGGAGAUAAGGGAGAGCCUGGCGAAGCUGGACCACCUGGAAUCGGAGGAGAGCCAGGAAAGAAGGGCCCACGUGGAGAGCGCGGUGACAAGGGAGAGGCGGGACAACCUGGUACUUCUGGCCCUGCUGGUGGAAGAGGAGGCCCUGGAGACGACGGACCCAAGGGAAACCCUGGCCCUGUUGGUUUCCCUGGCGACCCCGGUCCCCCUGGUGAACUCGGUCCCAGAGGUCAGGACGGAGCAAAGGGAGAGAGAGGAGAGGACGGUGAACAAGGACAAGCUGGAUCUCCUGGACCCACUGGUGAGAACGGACCUCCUGGUGGACCAGGAAAGAGGGGUCUUGCUGGAACGAGAGGACCAGAGGGACGACAGGGAGAGAAGGGAACUAAGGGAGAUCCAGGUGCCAACGGACCUCCAGGAAAGACAGGUCCCGUCGGACCUCAGGGUCAACCAGGCAAACCAGGAACUGAGGGUCUGAGAGGACUCCCUGGAUCAGUGGGCGAGCAAGGUUCUCCGGGCCUUUCCGGCCAGAAGGGACCUCCCGGACCGCUGGGACCGCCAGGUUUGCCAGGACUGCGCGGCGAGGGCGGUGACAAGGGAGAGAAGGGCCACUCGGGUCUGAUUGGUCUGAUUGGGCCCACCGGAGAGCAGGGAGAGAAGGGAGACAGGGGACUGCCAGGGCCACAGGGGACACACGGAUCCAAGGGAGAGACUGGUGUUUCUGGAGGCACUGGGCCUAUCGGUCCUGGUGGCCCUGCUGGUAUGCCCGGUCCUGAAGGUGUGAAGGGAGCUAAGGGUGCUACAGGAGGAGCUGGUCCCAAGGGAGAGAAGGGUGUCUCAGGACCCCCUGGACCUCCAGGUCCUCCAGGCGAAGUCAUCCAGCCAAUGCCCAUCCAAAUCUCCAAGAAGUCCAAGCGCUCCAUCGACGCAAGCCGGAUGCUGUCUGAGACAGACGCAGAGUCGGCUGCGGCCGACGCCACAGGCCCAGAGUUCCUGACAGGCAGGGAGGGCAUGGAGGAGAUCUUCGGCUCACUGAACUCGCUGAGACAGGAGAUCGAGACCAUGCGCUUCCCUCUGGGCACCAAGGGCAGCCCCGCACGCACCUGCCAGGACCUCAAACUCAGCCAGCCAGAGCUCAAAGACGGAGAGUACUGGAUCGACCCCAACCAGGGUUGCUCUCGCGACUCUCUCAAGGUGUUCUGCAACUUCACCGCCGGUGGGGAGACGUGUCUGUACCCCAGUAAGACCGUGGACACGGUAAAGCUCAACUCUUGGACCACGGAGAAACCAGGCUCCUGGUACAGUGAGUUUGCAACUGGCAGCAAGCUUUCGUACGUGGACUCUAAUGGCGAGCCGAUCGGCGUGGUCCAGUUGGGCUUCCUGCGGCUGCUGAGUGUCCAGGCCCGCCAGAACUUCACCUACCACUGCCACCGCUCCGUGGCCUGGGCCGACCGCACGGCCAAUAACGGCCACAAGAGGGCGCUGCACUUCCAGGGUGCCAACGAUGAGGACCUCAGCUACGAGACAAGCCCAUACAUCAAGGCCCUGGUCGACGGCUGCUCUUAUCGUAAGGGCUUCGACAGCACAGUGGUGGAGGUGAACACGCCCCAGGUGGAGCAGCUACCUCUGCGGGACCUCAAGAUCACAGACUUUGGGGAGAACAACCAGAAAUUUGGCUUUGAAGUGGGACCUGUCUGUUUCCAGGGCUAAAACACCGUACAGACAAAUGAGAAACACAAACACAUAUAGAAUAUACACUUACACUGAUGCACGCACACUCUGUCACACACACACACACUCAUGCACUUAACACAAACAUUGACACAUUUACAUUGACAUGGCAAUAUACAGCACAUGCCCAGUAAUUUAUACAUUUAUUUCAAGAUAUCAAGCUCACUCACAUACACAAACACACACACACAAAUACUGUUGUGAAACGGACAUGCACUCACUCAAGUACAUGCCCAGGGGAAAACAUCUCCCAAAUAGAAAUGGACGACAAGAGAAAAGUAGAACACAAACAUUCUCGCGAAGAGGAGACCAAAGAUCGAUUGCAAGAAUGAGAGAUGGCGUUCAGACCGUCAACAGAAAAAAACAGUGUUCUUUUCCAACGAACGGCUGGGUCAAAGAACCGUCUCCUCCUUCCGUACACGCCAGAGCCCCCUGUCGCGGACCCCCCUCUCACUCCUCUCUCCUUCCCGCUGUCUCUCUAUCGAGUUGUCUCGGCCACUCUACCUCUCUGCUUCGCCUUCACCACACACUCGUACCUCUCCUGCAUCCAAGCCCCACCCCAUCCUACGCCUCAUUUUCUGCCUCGCCGCAUUAAGGGGAAACCAAUGAAGGAAUGGGAGUUCCACGAAGGCCUGACGGAUCAGAGACGACCAGGGAAGUCUACUGUACGUCCGUGUUAUCUAGCUAAGUGAAUUUUCUCUUCAUCAUCUCCACAGUGAAAUUCUACACCAAACAAACCACGAUAUCACGCUACACCAGCCUAACAGCACAGUUAUCCUAAAGCAGGUCAAAUAUAAUACAGGCGGAUGAAUAGAAACUUUACGGUGCUUUGUGGAGAUGGAGUGGAAGUAGAGCCGUGAGAUCUCUAGCUUUAACGCGGCUUUAACCUAAGGCGUGACUACGAACAGCUCUUUACUCAAUACUGUAAUAAUAUAGUCCUAACAGCAACGUACUGUCGCUGAACUGUAUGGCUGUUUAUUAUUUAUGGGCCAAUAAUGUUGCAUGCAAUGGGACGGAAGGGCGUCUAUGCCUUCUCCAAGGACCAAUGAAUCAAAAGCCAUUAACCUUGUAAAUUGUACUGAACUUGAUGUAUGGAACAUUUAUUUGCAAUCAUUGUUACAACUGUCAUAGACAGGCCAGAACUGUAGUUCCUAGACAAGCGAAUAGGCCAGAAUGCCAUCAAACCAGUCCAGUACUUACAGGUGUGAUGCCUGGGAUUUCAUUAUUGUUUUAUGUAGAACACAGGGUUACAUUCCAGGAUCUGUGACAUUCCGUCUCUUUUCAAGCAGGGAAGGUAUCAGGGUUAAAUAUGUAUAUGAGCUUAAUAGAUGACGACCAAACGUUCUCUCUUACAGCGGUGAAUAAAUGCAUGCUUUCAAAAACUGUGGCAAGGUGCUAAUUAUACCAAAGCGUUAAUAUAUUCAGCAUGAAUAAUUCAAGUUUGUCUCCAUCACAGCCACACGAUGUCGUCACCAGUUCUCCUUACUGGAAAUGUGCAAUCGAAUCCAUUUGUACAGACAGAGUGAUAUUCUAUUGUAUUUAUUGAAAACAAACAGGGUGCUUCAAGCAACGACAAACCAAAUAUGACAGUCGAAUGUGGUAUUUCAUUUUGUAUUUAUUUCCUGUAGUUCUCACUUGACGGUUAAAACAAUUAAAUACAUAUUAAACUAACACUAAACCGAGUUAUCUGUGCCCAUCCCCCUUGGUCUAUGAAUGUCAACAGUUCUGGUGGGGGGGGGACGACGACGAACAUAUGUGGCCAUAUCUCAUUGUAAGCAUUUAGCAUUCAUCGACUGUACUGUGCUGUUAUGAUUGCUUCUAUUGUAAUGAGUAAAUGGUGACUCUCCAUUGUGGUUUGCCACUGCUUGGCUGAGCUGUGCUGCAGGAGUAUGGCGAGGGCGACAAACAGACACCAGGAUUCUACGGUUGUGAGAAUACAGCGGGCAGGGGACAGCUAGCGGGAGGGAUGGAAAAUUCUAGCAACCACGUGGGCAAAUAUUAAAAAGAUUUUGUUUAGAAGUAAUGUAAUGUGGCUAUGGGGUUGUAUAUCAUUAUGGGUGUUUUGGUUUGUUUUUCUUUUGAUAUUGCAGAGAAGGGGGGGAUUGACAAACUAAAACCUGAGGUGAUUCUCGAGAGAAAAAUACAUCGAUUGGUUUGUUUUUUUGUUAAAGACAAACAAAUAUUUCAACAAAAUAUGGUGCUGAAAAUACAAAAAGUAUUAUUUUAUAAUGUAAGUAAUUUUAAAUGUUUUGUUUCUGUAAUAUAUCAUCUUUUUAAAAAUAGCUUCUUGACUCCCUUGUGUUUUUUCCUCGUCCCUCUGUUUCAUCCUCUCUCAACUGGCUGGUGUUGCAUGUUACCCAGAGCAACACAAUAGCUAGUAAUUAUUUGAUUUCUCUCUUCAUUCUGCAUACAGCAGCUCAGACAGCUGAAUAAAACCACAUCUCCAGUGAACUUACCACAGAAUCAGUCAGAUCCCAACCUUAUUUCCACUAUAUAUAUCACCUCACCAGCCCCCCCCCCCAUGGCUGGCUCCCUCUCCCUACCCUUUUCCCCUCUACCGUCCACUGCUCAGUGUUGUUUUCCUUCUCUGUUUUCUGUUAGUUUUUGUUUUGCUUUAGUUUCACUGUCUUGGUUUGUUCUUGGCUUGUUGUUUUCUGUUCAACGUCUCCAAUUAAACCACAUGCCAACGCA
Salmo salar (Atlantic salmon) is the source of this 9895-nucleotide messenger RNA. RefSeq lists its product as uncharacterized. Gene Ontology annotation, molecular function: extracellular matrix structural constituent conferring tensile strength. Gene Ontology annotation, biological process: extracellular matrix organization. Lineage: Eukaryota; Metazoa; Chordata; Actinopteri; Salmoniformes; Salmonidae. The record is from RefSeq and is a predicted model, not a curated record.